Messenger RNA from Alternaria alternata, 550 nucleotides. RefSeq names its product putative 40S ribosomal protein S25. Gene Ontology annotation, cellular component: cytosolic small ribosomal subunit. NCBI's taxonomy places the organism in Eukaryota, Fungi, Ascomycota, Dothideomycetes, Pleosporales, Pleosporaceae. Gene Ontology annotation, molecular function: structural constituent of ribosome. The transcript is spliced from 4 exons. Bases 16 to 309 code for a protein of 97 amino acids. The record is from RefSeq and is a predicted model, not a curated record.
CACACAACCGACAAAAUGGCACCUGCAGCAACUGGAGGCAAGAAGCAGAAGAAGAAGUGGUCCAAGGGCAAGGUCAAGGACAAGGCCCAGCACGCCGUCGUUCUCGACAAGCAGACCAACGACAAGCUCCAGAAGGAUGUCCAGUCCUACCGCCUCAUCACCGUCGCUACCCUCGUCGAUCGCUUGAAGAUCAACGGCUCGCUCGCACGCAAGGCGCUUGCCGACCUCGAGGCCAACGGUCAGAUCAAGAAGGUUGUCGGACACUCAAAGCUCAGCAUCUACACACGAGCUAUCGGCGCCGAGGAGUAAGCUUUACGUAGCCGACAAUUAAACGAACGUAAAUGCGAAUCUCGGACACUUCUUUCAGUUUCUCUACGGCAUUCCUCUUUCCAUUACCCAUCGGCGUCUUCAUGAAAUGAACGGGUCAUACUAUAUUGGGAUGCAUGCUUCAUAGCGGAUAUGAAAUGAGAGGAACGGGCUCGGGUACAGUACCUAGAGUCCAUUGGAGGUGUCGGUUAUGUACUGAAUGAAAAGACUUCCGAAACACCAC